Messenger RNA from Orbicella faveolata, 1447 nucleotides. RefSeq lists its product as uncharacterized. Lineage: Eukaryota; Metazoa; Cnidaria; Anthozoa; Scleractinia; Merulinidae. The record is from RefSeq and is a predicted model, not a curated record.
CACGUAUUAAUCGUAUUGAACGUCUGGAUCGCCUGUGGCGUGUCGAAACGUUUCGCUGCCAUGAACAACGUUUGCAAUUGGCGAUGGCCAUGGACGGGUCUUCGAUCAGUACACGCUAUCUUUUUAUUGGCAAUUUUUGUGCUGGUUGUCUUGGCUUUAACGAUGAAAACACAGUUGAUGGCAUCUCCCAAAGUUUCCGUACAAGAGAAGGACUUUCAUCCGAUUCCGUAUACAACAAUAGCUCAAUGCGAACGCGAGGAAAAUGGCGAGUUUAACUGUCCCGAUAUUCGUCUGAAAGGACCAACCUUGCUUCGCCGAUGCCAGCUAGUACUGACGAGGCUUAUCAGAGUGUUUGAUCUCAUUGCUAAAAAGCACGGUAUUAGAUAUUGGUUAUACAGAGGAACCCUGCUCGGAGCAGUGAGGCACAACGGACAUAAUCCGUUUGACACCGAUGUAGACAUUGCCAUUCCUAAAGCAGACUUCGACAAGUUUAUCAAAUAUGGUGCGAGUGAACUUCCCGACGACAUUUUCUUGCAAACGGAAGAAACGGACCCUUAUUACAAAGUCCUAUUUCAUAGCGGAAUGCUUGGAAAAUUGCGAGACAAGAAGAGUUGCUAUCAGACCUGUAUGAGCUGUAAACAGGCGCACGGCUUGCAGUUGGAUAUGUUUGUAGUCGAAAGCGACACCGACGGAAAUUUCAUCGAGUCGUACAGUGACUCCAAAUGGUAUAGACGUAUCAUUUACGGGCCGAUUGUAAGAAAGAAAAGCGAAAUCUUUCCUUUGACGGAAGUUAAUUUUGACGGUUUUAUUUUGCCUGCUCCACGAAAAUGGAAGAAAAUGUUAACGUCAUUGUAUGGUGAUUUUAUGACAGUUCCCUACGAUCAACCGCCUGGACACAUCAUAACAGAUGUGUUACGUAGCUGUGAAGAGAUCAAAGAAAAAACCCUCGAGUUAAAAAGCUCCAAUAUCUCUAUUUGAUCUAUAGAAAAGAUACCUUGGUUACCAGAGGAAUUUUUGUGUCUGCUUAUGUGCAACUUAGCGUGUCUGCUAAUAUGCAAAUUAGCAGACACAAUGCAGACCUGUAAAAUUCAUAUAGCAAAACAUUUUCGUAAUUCUGCAAUGAAUUCGUGAUUUAGUCGUGAACUAUACUCGGAAUCUCAACAAUAGGCCUGAACAAAACACCGAUUCCAGACGACUUUCGGAACCAAUCGAAUGCGAGAAAGUGACACUCGAGCUUAAACAACGACGAAGCUGACGCCAAGGACGACUUGUAGUCAAAAAUAAAUUUAUAUUUUACAAGCGAUAUUCGCAAUUGUCGAGAUCUGUUCUGUACGCUAAUGGCUCUAAAAAUGUGCUCAGGCUAAAUAUGCAAUGCACGAGCGUUUCUUGGGCUGCCAGAUCCACUUGAAGCCCGCGUUAUAACUUUGCAGCGGUAGAUUUUGAGAUG